AGUUCCACUGUGUAUGAAUUCACUGGAUCAAGAUCUUUCAAUUAUGACAGAGACCGGAAUGACCCGUUUGGCGUCUUCAAUUGGCCGCAAACGUUCGCACAGUCGUGCAGCGCCCCCGCGCAGUCGCCAGUGAACAUUGACACGAGCCGCCUCAGGGUGGUACAGAAGGAGGACAGCUGUCCGAGGAUAUACUACAACAACAAUAUGAUCCGGGGGUCCUUUAUAAACAACGGUCACACUGCUGAGUUCCGUAUCAACCGAGGCGAGAUUGAGGCGUCAAACCUCCCGAACAGGCCCGGCCUUUACAUCGCACACGACUUUCACGUGCACUAUGGCGGAAGCAUCCUCAGUCAGGCCGGCAUAAUGGCGCCUGGUUCCGAGCACACUGUGAAUGGACGGCGCUACGACGGAGAGAUCCACUUUGUGUUGUUUAACAGCAAGUAUGGUACACUAGAGAACGCCGAGAAUAAACCAGACGGCAUUGCAGUAUUGGCUUUUUUCGUCACGAGAGUACCAGAAAACUCGUUUGAGGGAAUGAAGGCGAGGGGUUUCUCCCAGAUCUGGUUGACCGCCCUGCCGAGAAUCAGGGCUAUAAACAGCACCGUUAACGCUCGAAUAAGCCUGAAGACGUUCUUCGACCGGAAGUGCGAGUUCUUCACGUAUCGGGGCAGUACAACGACCCCGCAGUGCUUCCAGUCUGUGCAGUGGGUAAUCUUCCGCGAGCCAAUACCGGUAACGUAUCAGGCGUGGUCAGAAUUGCAGGCGCUUGAGUCCACCGGAGACUUCGACGCUCGCUAUGGAAAUUACCGCGUCUCGCAGCCGCUAAACGACCGCAUAGUGGAGGCAAACUUCCUGCCUCUCGGUAACACUCCAAACCGACGGAGGCGCAAGUUGAGUCAUACACUGGAAGGCGAGGGGGACAAGGGGAACUCCUUGAACAGACCGUCUCGCUGGUGGAAUGGACCGUCAAAACGUCUGUUCCCGUUCCAUUGA
Dreissena polymorpha is the source of this 993-nucleotide messenger RNA. Its product is annotated as carbonic anhydrase 3-like. The record is from RefSeq and is a predicted model, not a curated record. Gene Ontology annotation, molecular function: carbonate dehydratase activity; zinc ion binding. The coding region runs from base 205 to 993 and encodes 262 amino acids. NCBI's taxonomy places the organism in Eukaryota, Metazoa, Mollusca, Bivalvia, Myida, Dreissenidae. The transcript has 8 exons.